Molecule: messenger RNA, 618 nt
Organism: Lobosporangium transversale
Lineage: Eukaryota; Fungi; Mortierellomycota; Mortierellomycetes; Mortierellales; Mortierellaceae
Exons: 3
Coding region: 1-618 (205 amino acids)
Source: RefSeq, a predicted model, not a curated record
AUGGCGUCUCCAGCAAGAGUGGUGGCAAUGUCUUCCACAUCCUCCUCCUCCGCAACUGCUGCCGGCCUCCGGAAGCUCUUGUCACACCCAAAGGCCCUCAAUAAGACUCUGGCUGGUCUUAGGGUUCGUCCCGCUUCAGACUAUGUUCACCAAUGGGUUGCUGUCCCUGGAAUAGCAACCGCAAAGGCUUCUUCAUCAAAAGCCUCUAAUAAAGUAGCAGGAUCGUCAUCACAAUCAGGAGCGCCUUCAAUACUGACCGCUACAGGAGAACGCACAAGGAUGCGUUGGCAGGAGGCCAAGGUUUCAGCUCGAGUGUUGGCUGAUAUCCGUAAAAAAGUGGCUCGUCUGGAGAGAGCUGGUAUUGCUCUUGCCACCCAUCCCGAGACAGGAGCACCCAUCCCUGCGGCACAGCUCUUGAACUUGCCACCUCCAAAACCAGCAUCAACAAAGACUGUGCGGAUGGGUAAGCCAGAUAAGGGUCGCAAGCAUGACAGGACUGCCCCGCUGAGGAAGGCAAAAAUUGCCAAGGCUAUCGCUGAGAUGCCCAAGACAAUUGAAACCUGGAAAAAGGCCAAGGCAGCAGAAAAGACAAAGACCAAGAGCACUCUGCCUUUCUAA